AUGUAUUUGUCAUUCUCGUUGGUGUUAUUUUUAUCCAUCUUUCAUGAUGUGGCAUGUUACCCAGUGUUCUCCGGGAAGGUUCUCGAAAGAUCAGCAGAUCUCCUACCAAUUUACGAUUAUGUGAUAGUAGGAGGAGGAACAAGUGGACUCGUCGUUGCAAAUCGUUUGUCCAAAAAUGCUAAUACAACCGUUCUCGUGAUCGAGGCAGGAAAUUUUCAUAAAAAUGAAGAUUUCAUAACAGUCCCUCUAAUAACCACCGCCAAUCUCCCUGUACUUGGUAACGGUCCUCGUGGCACAAUCUAUGAUUGGAACACAACCUCAGUUCCGCAAUUGAACCUCGGAAAUCGAUCGAUUGAUCUUCCGGCUGGGAAAGUAAUUGGUGGUUCUUCUGCCAUAAAUGGGUUGGCAUUCAUGCGCGGUAAUGCAGCUGAAUAUGACCAUUGGGAAGAACUUGGAAAUGCUGGAUGGAAUUGGGAAGGUCUGCUCCCUUACUUCAAGAAAAGCGAACAUUUUACUCCUCCCGAUGAAGAGGGAGUGCAGGAUUGGGGCAUUGAAUACGAUGCGAACGUCCAUGGAGAAAAUGGUUUUCUCCAAAAUGGAUAUCCGAAUUUCGUUUGGCCUAGUACUAAAAACUUCUUAAGCGCCUUCUUCGAACUCGGCAUCUCAUACAUAAAAGACUCCCUCGCAGGUCUCAAUGCCGGCGUGUUCUUCAUCAUCCUUUCUAUUACCCCCGAUACCAAAGAGCGCAGUGCAUCUCAAUCUUUUUUGCCCCCAAGCUCUAAUUUGACUGUUCGUCCUAACUUACAUGUAUUGACUUCUAAUACUGUUACCAAAAUUCUCUUCUCUACCCCUUCUAAUUAUUCAUCUACAAGCUCGAAAGAACCGAGAGCCACUGGAGUAGAAUAUGCAGCUGGUGUGAAUGAAGAGAAAUUCACGGUAAAUGCUAAGAAAGAGGUGAUUCUAAGUGCCGGAGCACAGCGAACUCCGCAAUUAUUACAGAUCUCUGGAAUAGGACGACGUGAUGUGCUGGAAGGCCUAGGAAUUGAAAUUGUGGUUGAGAGUGAAGGUGUUGGCGAGAAUUACCAAGAUCACUUAUUGCUUACUACCGUUAACAAUGCUCCAAAUAUCGCGAUUCAAACUGGGAAUUUCAGUACAAAUGCUACGUGGCUUGCGGAGCAGCUUGAAUUGUAUAACGAGAAAAGGGAAGGGCCUUUCACAACUGCCUCAGCAAACGUCUUUGCUUUCCUCCCUCUCGCCACAAUCCUAAAUGGUUCUUCCCCCUCCACCAUCUCUACCCUCCAAUCUCUUUCCCAAUCCACAAAUGUAUCCCAAUACCUCCUCCCAUCUACCCCCUCGUCCGUUCUCGCUGGCUACAAACUCCAACAUCAAAUCCUCGCAUCCAACCUGUUCUCCAAAAACACCUCCCACAUGGAGAUGAUCGUUAGCGACGGCAUAAUCAUCCCAGCCAUCCAACUCCCCUUCUCUCGUGGCCGCGUCUCCAUUUCCUCAACCUCUGCUUUCGAUUUCCCUCUCCUAAAUCCAAAUUAUCUCUCCAAUCCGAUAGAUUUGCUUCAAUUUACCGUCGCAUUCAACUACACGCGUCUCAUGCGUACCACUUCCUCUCUCCAAGCAAUCAAUCUCACAGAAUCAUAUCCAGGAUCGAGUGUAACAACCCAAGCAGAAAUUGAAGAAUAUGUGAGGGAAUCAGUAGCAACUGAACAUCAUCAUUCGGGCACUGCAUCGAUGUUGCCGAGAGAAUUGGGUGGUGUGGUUGAUGAGAGAUUGAGAGUUUAUGGGGUGAAGGGGUUGAGAGUAGUGGAUGCUAGUGUGAUUCCGAUGAUUGUUGGAGCGCAUCUGCAGGGGACUGUGUAUGGAGUUGCGGAGAAGGGUGCGGCGAAGAUCUUGGAGGAUGCGUAG
Messenger RNA from Botrytis fragariae, 1917 nucleotides. RefSeq names its product putative gmc oxidoreductase protein. The transcript is spliced from 6 exons. Bases 1 to 1917 code for a protein of 638 amino acids. Gene Ontology annotation, biological process: secondary metabolite biosynthetic process. The record is from RefSeq and is a predicted model, not a curated record. Gene Ontology annotation, molecular function: flavin adenine dinucleotide binding; oxidoreductase activity, acting on CH-OH group of donors. Lineage: Eukaryota; Fungi; Ascomycota; Leotiomycetes; Helotiales; Sclerotiniaceae.